Molecule: messenger RNA, 1380 nt
Organism: Centruroides sculpturatus (bark scorpion)
Lineage: Eukaryota; Metazoa; Arthropoda; Arachnida; Scorpiones; Buthidae
Product: growth arrest and DNA damage-inducible protein GADD45 beta-like
Exons: 7
Coding region: 446-907 (153 amino acids)
Biological process (GO): regulation of cell cycle
Cellular component (GO): nucleus; cytoplasm
Source: RefSeq, a predicted model, not a curated record
UCAAUUGUAUUACGUCAAUUGUUAAGGCUGACUUUAAUAAACAGAUCAGGUUGCGUCCAGGCUGAGGACGCACUUCAGUCUCUGUUAAUCUAUUUACGUAACGAUGACGAAGUUAAGUUAAACCAUUGUCAUCUGCGAUCUAGCCCGUAAUGAUGCAUUAUGUCGGUCUUAUACAUCCGUAAAAAAGUAUGCAUAAUGGGUCGAUAGCCUCAUUUUCCGAUAAACCAGCAGCACGGGAGAGAACGUAAAGGUCACAGUAGUAGUUCACAUGUUGUGCAACCAAUGAGAGGACGGGAUUGAGAUCUUCUACGAUCAUCUGACGUCACAGAAUACGUUCGAAUAAUUUCAUUGUACACUCCGUGACUCUACCAGUUUUAACGCAGCCAAUCGACUAGGAAGUUACGCUCGUAUUUUGUGCUCAAUUUUGGAGUUGUAUAAUAACGUGAUGGUACUAAAGAAUAUCGAAGAUACAAGAAAGAUGAAUUCGUUUAACUCUGCUCAUCUCUUGCGAGAAUUACUGGUGGAAGCUAGAAGUGAAGGUCGUGUGGCGUGUGGGGUUUAUCAUGCAGCUCAGAUCAUGGAAAAAUGUCCUUCUAGUAUUAUGCUAUGCAUUCUUCCACAAAAUCAUAUGGAUGAUGCCGAAACGCACAUCCAUUCCGUUUUGAUUGAAGCGUUCUGCUUCGAUAAUAAUAUCCGUUUGCUAAAGGUGGAUAGCGAAGAAAAGUUAUCAGAAAUUCUCAACAUUCCUAGAAAUUCAUCUGGAAGAUACAGGCAAUUAGAUUACAGAUGUGUCCUCAUAAAACAUCCAAAAGAAGUAUGCAGCAAAACAGUGGAGAGUUUCAUUCAAUAUUAUAAAGAGAAUUAUAGUGAUGCAUAUCCUCAACCUAUAUUGGAGCUACCAGUGUGAAAUUGUCACUCCUCAAAAGUUGUAUCAAGCAUGUUAUUCCGACAGCUGGAAAGCUGAAAUGAUCCGUAUAUGUUUAUCGGAUUCAAUAAUUGGAUAUAUCUCGCAUCCGAUCCGGCUCAUGUUUGAGCUGUUACGUGCAUGACCACAUGGAGUGAUCGUUUUUAUUCACAUUCUUUGCAACAUGAUGUAUGUCGAUAGUUUCCACCAUUUUGCAAUAUUAUAUAUUAUACAGUGUGCAAAAGAAAUAAUAAUAAAUGUUAUGAUUGCAGUGAUUUCUUGACAAAUUAUUUUUAAAAUUUGUUAAUAUUCCUGCAAUCUGUUCUUUAAGAGUUAAUUGUUAUCAAAAUAUGGAUGUGUAUUUUGUUAAUGACCAUUAUACCAAUUUUAUGGCAGAUAAGUAUAAUGAAGAUAUGUCUGUUAAAAGAAACAAUUUAAUUAUGAUGUUAUUUAUUAAAUUUUUAUAAAUUCUUAAU